Molecule: messenger RNA, 978 nt
Organism: Manis pentadactyla (Chinese pangolin)
Lineage: Eukaryota; Metazoa; Chordata; Mammalia; Pholidota; Manidae
Product: olfactory receptor 7A17-like
Exons: 1
Coding region: 10-978 (322 amino acids)
Biological process (GO): G protein-coupled receptor signaling pathway
Cellular component (GO): membrane
Molecular function (GO): G protein-coupled receptor activity; olfactory receptor activity
Source: RefSeq, a predicted model, not a curated record
CUCCACAACAUGGACCCAGGGAACCUUACAGGGGUUUCAGGAUUUAUUCUUCAGGGACUUUCAGAGGAUCCAGAACUGCAGCCCCUCCUAUUUGGGAUUUUCCUCUCCAUGUACCUGGUCACUGUGUUUGCGAACACUCUCAUCAUCCUGGCUGUCAGCUCAGACUCCCACCUGCACACACCCAUGUACUUCUUCCUCUCCAACUUGUCCUUUGUGGACAUCUGUUUACCUUCCUCCAUCAUCCCAAAGACACUGCUGAACAUCCAGACCCAGAGCAAAACCAUAUCCUAUGCAGGCUGUAUCACACAGAUGUAUUUUUUCCUGCUCUUUGCAGGAUUGGAUGACUUCCUCUUGACUGUGAUGGCCUAUGACCGGUAUGUGGCCAUCUGCUGCCCCCUGCACUACAAGGUCAUCAUGAACUCCCAGUUCUGUGGACUUCUUGUCCUGGUGUCCUGGAUCAUGAGUGUCCUGCAUUCCUUGUUACACAGCUUAAUGAUGUUGCAACUGGCCUUCUGUACAGACAUGGAAAUUCCCCACUUUUUCUGUGAACUCAGUCAGAUGCUCCAACUUGCCUGUUUUGACACCUUUCUCAAUAACAUGAUGAUAUAUUCUGUAUCAGCACUGCUGGCUGGUGGCCCUAUUGCUGGCAUCCUUUACUCUUACUCUAAGAUAAUUUCCUCCAUAUGUAGAAUCUCAUCAGCUCAGGGUAAGUAUAAAGCAUUUUCCACCUGUGCAUCUCACCUCUCUAUUGUCUCCUUAUUUUAUUGUACAAGCCUAGGUGUGUACCUCAGCUCUGCUACUACCCAGAGCUCACAUGCAGUUGCAAUAGCCUCAGUGAUAUACACUGAGGUCAUACCCAUGCUGAACCCCUUCAUCUACAGCCUCAGGAAUAAAGACAUAAAUGUGGCCCUGAAAAUACUCUUUCAAAAGGAAAAUAUUCAAUGGCCCAUUGACCUGGGUCUGAGGAAAUGCCCAUGA